Leguminivora glycinivorella is the source of this 1556-nucleotide messenger RNA. RefSeq names its product blood vessel epicardial substance-like. The record is from RefSeq and is a predicted model, not a curated record. Lineage: Eukaryota; Metazoa; Arthropoda; Insecta; Lepidoptera; Tortricidae. Gene Ontology annotation, molecular function: cAMP binding. Gene Ontology annotation, cellular component: sarcolemma. The transcript is spliced from 8 exons. The coding region runs from base 69 to 1262 and encodes 397 amino acids.
GUCUCGUGUCGGAGAAGCGGAGGCGAGGCGGGGGCGGGGGCGAGGGCGCGCGGCGGCGCCGGCGUAGCAUGGCGCUCGCGCCUCGCACGCCCGCGCCCGUAGACACGUCGGGCUACAACGCCUCGGUUUACAACACGUCGCUCUACAACGCCUCGCGCUUCAAUCUCACCUACGACGCUGACUACGACCAGCUGAGCGGGAACGCCACGGACGACGACAACCACUGGUUCUGCGCGAAGUGGACCAACGCACAGCAGGACUUGUUCCAGGCAGCCAACCUCUGUUUCGCGAUCGCCUUCCUCGCGCCAAAGAGCUUCAAGCAGAGCAUACUCGUGCUGCGCGCGCUCGCCUGCGCCGGCGCAGUGCUCAUGGCCAUGUGGGCCGGCGCUGAGGUGUGCGCGCCCGAUGUGCUCGCUUGGAGUCUCGCGUUGGUGUUCGUCAAUUCUGUACACACUAUCUUCUUGAUCAUAAGGUUUCUUCCCCCAGCGCUCUCGCUGGAACUGACCGAGCUGUACCUCAAGCUCUUCAAGCCACUGAAAGUGAACAAGAAGCACUUCCAAGAGCUGACGCGUGAAGCGAGGGUGCUGCGACUGGAACCGGGCGAAGCGUAUGCGGUGGAGGACGUCACGCCUGCGGAUGAGAGGCUCUCUAUACUGCUGAAGGGGAAAAUGCGAGUCAGCUGUGACGAGACACACUUGCACUUCAUCCAGCCGUACCAGUUCAUAGACUCGCCGGAGUGGGAGGCUAACCGCGAGCAAUCCGAUGACGUCUUCCAGGUGUCCGUGGUGGCGGAGGAGGUGAGCACGUGCGUCUGCUGGCCGCGCAUGCGUCUCGAGCGCGUGCUGCGACACCGGCCAGCCCUCAAGGUCGUGCUCGACUGUCUCAUAGGAAAAGACAUAACCCACAAGCUGUACUCAGUAAGCGAAGGUCUGAGUGCGGGAGCGGCAGAUCGCGACGCCGGGGCUGCUCAUCUGACGCGCUCGGCCAGCGUCGACGCCGUUCACGAGGGCACGCGUGGACGCUUGCGUAGCCUGGCGUGGCGUACGCGGUCUACUAGCAAGAGUAGUUCAUACUGGCAGCCGAUGGUGGCGCGCCAGUUCCUCAGCCAGUCGCCGUUCGGGCGCGGCGUGCCUCGUCUCCUCACGCAAGCCUCGUCGGCGAGUCUGCAGCCGCCGUGUCGCCGCAGCCCGCCACGGCGUGCGGCCUCGUUCCGACGCGGCAGAGAAGUCAAGUUCGCUGAGGCGGCGCAUGAGACGGUGUGACAAGGGCCGCGGCCCCAGCAGGAGCUGGAGCCGCUGGUGACGCCUCACUCUUCGCCCCUCCCGCCCGCGCGGCACCCAUGACCGACAAGCGAGCGAACGAUUUGCACCACGGACUUUUAAACACAUCUCAGACUAUCACAGUGGAAUUGUGAGACAUUAGAAGUAAUAGGAUAACAUGACGCAAAUUGAAAAUUCAGUUGGAUAGUAUUUUGCUUUCCUACGUACACACCAGAAGUUUUCAGGUUCACCUUAUAUCGAUUAAGAUAAGCGUAAGUUGAACAUGAGAGCGUACUG